AUGCAGUCUAGAGUAUCCCCGGGUUCGGGGCGGCGGAAUCGACUCUCCACGCCGGAGGCUCCGCAGCGCACCAAUGCAGUUCCAAGCGGCGAUACUGUUAUCUCCACUUUUGCCAACGUUGAUCUGCGUGUUGCUAAGGCGGCAAUGAAUGAUUACGCCCGCAGCUGUGAGGUUAUGGCCCGAGAGAAUGAGCAGCUACGGUUGGAAUUGCAGAGGCAGGAAGAGGAGUCUAUCAAGGUGGUGGAGCACCUCAAGGAAAAGUUGGAAGAGGCACGGAAUACUGUGAUGGAGCAACAGAAUGAAAUAAACCGACUCCAACACGAGGGUAAUGAAGCUACGGAGGCUGUUCGGAGGCAAUAUACUCAGAUGUUGGGUGAGCGCGACGAACAGGUUGCUCAGUAUGCAGCACUAACGCAGCGAUUACAGACUGAGAUGCGGGCCUGUGCACGGAGCAUACACCUUCGCGAAGAGAGCCGCUUGGAGGUACAGCGGCUGCGUGACCAAAUAGAAGAAAUGACCGCUCGGCACGAAAGCGAACUUUCAGCUCUCCGGUUUCAGACAGUCGACCGAAAAAUGCGACUACUUGCACUUGAGGAGACGAUGCGUGAGUCCCAUCAGGCGCGUGUGGAACAUGAAUCUUCGCUGCUGUUGGAGAAGAAAUCUCAUGAACUUUUGAAGAACUACAGGGAACUGCAGGAGGAGCGCACCCGUCUCGUCAAGGAUAUUGACGAGUUGAUGCAGUUGACAACGAUGAAAGCUGCAGAGUUUGUGGACGAGCGGAGAAAAGGGGACUUGCAUCAGCACGCAUGUGAGGAGGCUCUUCGGCGCAUUGCUAAUAGCAACAAACGUUCAUGUGAAAUGCAAAUGAAGACACAGCGGUUGGAACAGCACGUGAAGGAGCUUUUGCAGGAGAAGAAAUCGCUUCGUGAAGAGCUUUCCCGCCAGUAUGAGGGGAAAAUUCAGGCGCUGGAAAAGGCACUUGCGGAGACACAGAGCUCGCUGCGAUGCCACCGAACCGAGCUGCAGCGGAUGAGGUAUGCUGCGUCAAAAAUUGUAGAACAGAGGUCUGACUUGGAAAAAUUUUUCUAUGUUGCGUUAAAUGAUGUGCGCAAGAUGCGUACAAAGUCUUCGAAAAAUAGGGGGAACACGCCACAUUCAACAAGCCACACGUCGCCAAGUAUGUCGCUGCAUUCUAACUCGACGCUGAAACAGUGCGCUAGUUUUAGCUCUAAACUUCCGCAACUGUCCCCACCUCAAAAGGCACAGCAAGCGGAGCCAAACCUAAGUUCACGGAACUCAGCGGUUUUGUCUGCAUCCACAGGAGAGACUAGAUUGCAGCCACAUAGUCCGUGCGUUCCUGCACCCCCACCUCCUGUUCAGGAGGUUUGCGCAUCCGCUACUUCAGCCGCUGGGAAGCAGGCCCGACAGGAAAGACCUGCGCCUCUGCGGCGUGCCCAUAGUAAUGGUAUCAAGCCAACGCAGGACGCACCCGUUAGAGGUACUGUAGAGAACGUGGAUAGCAGAUUACACAUAAACCUCGGCGAAGACGGUAAGGGGGUGUAUUUGAACGACCUGUCGUGGGAUGAUAAGGAAAAGAUAAUAAAAGCGUUGCUCUUCUUUAUCAAUCAGACAUGUUAUCAGCCUUUGUCUAAGACCGGUGGUGAAAACGUCGAUGAACCGGAGCCAGUCACAGCUAACUGA
Trypanosoma brucei brucei TREU927 is the source of this 1701-nucleotide messenger RNA. RefSeq lists its product as hypothetical. The transcript has a single exon. The record is from RefSeq and is a predicted model, not a curated record. NCBI's taxonomy places the organism in Eukaryota, Euglenozoa, Kinetoplastea, Trypanosomatida, Trypanosomatidae. Bases 1 to 1701 code for a protein of 566 amino acids.